CAUGAUUGCAGAUAUGUUUUUACAAUAUGAUGUUUCAUGAUAGUGGUCACUUGCUUCCAGAUUUAAAAGUGGGGUUCUAAUUACUACAAUAUAAAAAGCACGAGUGAUAGCGAUAAUUGGAGCAGAUACAAGAUGGUUUGAUAUCCUUCUCUCUACAAGGAAUAAAUACACGGUGAGCAUAUGCUGUCAUGGGAAUGACAAAUCAAACUCUUUGUGUUUGUAGUAUAGCAUGUUGAUAUAUACGCAUGUCUAGACCUGAUCGAUUGGGCAUAUCCACCUAGAAAUUAUGGAUUUUUGCUCAUCAAAAGCGCCUCCUUAAUCCUUAUAUUUUUCUUAAUCAGCACAUGCACACUCUCAGAUAGGGGUGGCUAUACGGUCCGGUCCGGUUAAAUUGGCCCAAAUUGAUCCGGUCCAGUCCGGUCUUUUUGAAAAUAUAAGGACCGAAGAUUGGAUUGGAUACAGUCCGGUCAUGAUCCGGUCUGGUUUUGAUCCGGUCCGGUCCCAAUUCGGUCUUGAUUUUACAUUGAGAUUGUGGGAUUUGAGUGGCCUAAGGCCUUAAAGGGUGAGGAGUUGGUUAAGUUUUGUACUAAGUGCAAAGGUUUGUGACCGUUUAUGCAAAUUACCCUUAAGUUUUGGGUGUUGAGCUCUCUUAUCCGGUCUUUAUCCGGUUUUUUACCUCAAAUCUAAGCCCAAAGAUUGGAUUGUUUACUAUCCGGUCCCGGUCCGGUCUCGGUCCGGGUUAUACGAUCCGGUUUCCAGUUUUUAAUCGGGUCCCGGUCCAAAUAGCCACCCCUACUCUCAUAGGAAACAUGUACAAAAUUGUAAUUUAGGUGGUUCAUUAGUGUUGUUUCCAUAAGAUUGUAUUAUAUGAGAUGGUUGUUCUAGAAUUGUGAAUCGUGAUUGUAUCUCCUCUAAUAAAUUGUCAAGUUAAGCUAUAAAGAAGCUAACCUGAGCUUCCUCUUUAAUUUAGAUUGUAAGGGAGCAAUGACCCAUGUCAAAUUGAUUGGGGGUUGACAUGUCCGAGAAACAAUUUAGCCUUCUGACUCGACUCUACUGUCACUCCAGGAAUUGGCCAAGUGAAACCACUUCCUAAAGCGUAGUAUAGCGGGUUUGGGUUUAAUUAUCAACCCGGGUCCUAGAUAUGAUGACUACUCAGUGAAUUCGUGUUAUCUAGCAAUGAAACUGGAAUGCAAGUCUAAACUAUCAAACUAACAAAGCAAGUAAACUGUUGUAUUCAGGUUAAGAGAGGUCACCCGGAUAUGGUUCCCCCUAGACUGCAGUUAAGCUGGAUUGUAAUUACCAAGUUCAGUUUCUAUGAAAGUUAUACUGCGGAAGGUUCUUAAACAGCCUGAAGUCUCGACUAAAGGUCUUCAGACCCUCUCAAUCUGAAUCUCUAGCGGGCGACUAACCUCCACCGGAGUAGACAGAUUGAGGCCCUAAGAACGAAACCUCCACUACCGGAGUAAAUCCGGUACAGAAUAGUGAGUUGGUUCCUCGACUAAAGUCACCAACUCCCUACCUUCAAUCAAGGAUACUCUCUUAACCUAGGCAGAUAUUCUCAUUCUAGGUUAAAGCAGAAACAACAGGAGUUUGAUCAGGAUUCAAGUCAUUCAAUCAUUAAAACCUCAAUCGAAUAUAAUCAAUCACAGAAUCAGUACUUGGGUUCAUACAAUCAAAGCCUAACAUACAAAUCUAGGGUUCUCCAUACCUAGAUGAAUGGGAGAACUACUCCAUGGAGAAGAAAGCAAACGCAGAAUCAGACACGGAAUUCAUACUGCGAAGGAUGGAUUCCUGCUUCUGGACGUUGAUUGGCACUUCUCCAAGCUCAAGCUGGCCUCCAAUGGUGUUGAAGACCAAUCUAGGGCACUUGGGAACUCUUGCUCGUCACCUUCUCUCUCUAGGAAUCGUUCUAUCUCUCAAAAACUCGAAUCCCCUUGACUUGUGGCUGAAAAUCUGCUUAAAAGCAUCAGUGGCCAAACCACGGUCGAGGGCACGGCCGUGCUUUGCCUGAGCCUGCCCGUGCCUCGGCCAGUGUUAAUUACACGGCCAGCAGUUGGGAUAAACACGGCCGUGCUUCGCGUUGGACACGACCGUGCUUUGGUGGAACACGGCCGUGCUUUGUCUCGGCCCUGCCCGUGUAAUCAGCUCAGCUCUCGACAUAAAAAGCACGGCCACAGGAACACGGCCGUGUAAUGCCUUAGGUGUGCCCGUGUUUUGGCCCCAGCUUGACGAAAUGACCUCCGAAUGCCCCGAAACUCGUGGUUAACCUUCCCUUUGACGCCUGGGACCUGAGAUAUGACAAAGUAGCACAACCCGGCGUAAAAUAGGCCAAAACACACGACUAUGCCCCUCAAACGGAUAAGAACUAGGGGCGCAAACAUGUGCAAUUACAUCGUUAUCAAACUCCCCCACACUUAACCGUUUGCUUGUCCCCAAGCAAACCUAACUCAAACCAAUGCAACUCUCCAGACCUCUAUAGCAACAAAUAACCCAGAUCGUAGGUAGAGGACUUCCUAGAUUAUUUAGCAACUUACGAGGUCAACCGACGCACAAAUCAUCUCACAGCUUCUUUGGCGAGUCAGCAUCAUGGCAAACAGUGAACAGAGGACAAAUGAAUCGUGGAUGGAGAGAUUCUCAAAAACAAAGGAUCAUGGACUCA
This is a messenger RNA of Linum trigynum, 2659 nucleotides long. Lineage: Eukaryota; Viridiplantae; Streptophyta; Magnoliopsida; Malpighiales; Linaceae. The record is from the annotation of a GenBank genome assembly.